AAACCCCAUACGCUUAUAAAGAAAGCCCAUUCUCUCCACAGUGGCCGCCUCCGCUCCCACGAAAACCCUAACCAGAGGAGCUCACAAGAUCUCCAACCAAUGGGGGCGUACAAGUACGUGUCGGAGCUAUGGAGGAAGAAGCAAUCGGAUGUGAUGAGGUUCCUGCAGAGGGUGAGGUGCUGGGAGUAUCGCCAGCAUCCGUCGAUCGUUCGGGUCACAAGGUCGACCCGACCCGAUAAGGCUCGCCGCCUCGGGUACAAAGCCAAGCAGGGGUAUGUGAUUUAUCGUGUCCGGGUGAGACGUGGUGGUAGAAAGAGGCCAGUUCCCAAGGGUAUUGUAUAUGGUAAGCCCAAGAACCAGGGUAUUACUCAACUGAAAUUCCAGAGAAACAAGCGGUCAGUUGCUGAGGAGAGAGCUGGAAGGAGGUUGGGUGGCCUUAAGGUCCUGAACUCGUACUGGAUCAAUGAGGACUCGACCUACAAGUAUUUCGAGGUUAUUCUCGUUGAUGCAGCUCACAACGCCAUCCGCAACGAUCCUAGGAUCAACUGGAUAUGUAAGGGUGUGCACAAGCACCGUGAGCUUCGUGGGCUUACUUCGGCAGGAAAGAAGUACCGUGGUCUCAGAGGCAAAGGCCACUUGUACCACAAGAACAGGCCAUCUCGCAGGGCAACCUGGAAGAGGAACCAGACCAAAUCUCUUCGCCGAUAUCGCUAGAUUUCUAUGCUUGGCUGUUUGGUGCUUUUUUGUUUCGACUAUUUGAGAUACUGUUUUAUUUCCAAUUUUGUAGGUUAAGCUACUUUGUUGACAGUUCAUGAACUUUUUGUCUUUCUUCAUAUUAUGGCUUAAUGCACUUGAUACUCUUUUCGGUUGA
Asparagus officinalis (garden asparagus) is the source of this 871-nucleotide messenger RNA. RefSeq names its product 60S ribosomal protein L15-1-like. The record is from RefSeq and is a predicted model, not a curated record. Gene Ontology annotation, cellular component: cytosolic large ribosomal subunit; ribosome. NCBI's taxonomy places the organism in Eukaryota, Viridiplantae, Streptophyta, Magnoliopsida, Asparagales, Asparagaceae. Gene Ontology annotation, molecular function: RNA binding; structural constituent of ribosome. The transcript is spliced from 4 exons. Gene Ontology annotation, biological process: cytoplasmic translation. Bases 100 to 714 code for a protein of 204 amino acids.